Cinara cedri is the source of this 16628-nucleotide messenger RNA. The record is from the annotation of a GenBank genome assembly. Lineage: Eukaryota; Metazoa; Arthropoda; Insecta; Hemiptera; Aphididae.
AUGGUAAGUUUGAAGGUAUAAUUUAUUUAUCCUACCCUAUGUAAUGUAAUAAUAUGGCUUUUGUCUUUCUUUUUUACUGUGACGUGUUUUUAACAAUAAUAAUAAAUAGGUAAUUACAAUAAAAAGUAAAUAUAACUCCAGAUAGGUUAGUUUUUGUUUGAAAAUUUAAUUUACAAGUGAUUGUAUAUGAAAAUAGUAAUAGUUAUUAGGUAUUUUAAUUUUUUUUAACAAAUUUUCCUUAUAUAUGUUUUUAUAAAUAACAAUUAGGUACUUGAUAAUAAUCCAAAACCAAUUUUUUUUCAAGAAUUAACCUAGUUAAAUAUUAAAUUCAUUACAAGUUGAUAUCUUAGAAAUAUUUAACAAAAUAUGUGCAAAUAGUAUGCUUGAAUCUUAAAAUACAAUUUACAAACUUAAUUGAGUUAUUAUAUUGGGAUCUUGUAUGAAUUUUGUUAAUAUAUUAAUUCAUUAUUUAUUUCCAAUUUGUUUAUAGUAUUAGGUUUUGAUCAGGUGUCUACACUGUGUAUACCAAUUAAAUUUAAUGUGUAAGUUGUAAAUGCCACUAUUAUAUGAAAUCUACACAAUUGCAAGGUUUUGAUUUUUAAGAUAUUCCUGAAAUCCUUCAUAUAAACUGCUAUAGACAUUAUCAUAAGAUUAGCCACAACACUUUAUUAUACAAAGUCCAGUAAUUUUCUGUAAUUUACAUAAGAUAUUAAAAAUUGACUAUCCUUUAUGACUAGUUACUGGUGUUAGUUUAAACAAUCACUCAUGAACUUUGAUGAAAUACAAUAUCUGAGUAGUAUAGCCAUUUGAUCUAUUUUUACUAGAUUUGGAGGUAGAAUUUAUAAUUAUAGAAAAGUAUUUUCUGUUUAACUUCUUCUACUAAAUCAUUUUUCAUAAAGUUUAAACCUAUGUUGUUAUAUUUGCUAUGUUAUAUAAUGUUUUGGCAUAUAUUAUGGAUUAUCUUUCCCCUAAUUACUACCAUCUAACUUAAUAUGUAUUUUAAAAAUGGAUCAAAGUUAGCAACGAGCUCUAAUAAUCCUAUAUAAUUUCUAUUGUAAUUGACUAUGAAAAUUUCAUAAUCUCCUUUUAUAACCAGAAACUUAACAACACUUGCUGUAAGUAUUUGAAUUCAAUAGUCCUACUCAACUGAAAUUUGUCAACACAUUUCUUUAUUAACAGAUAUUUUUGUACUUGAUAGUAGUAACCAUUUUGUAGUAACACUCUUAUAGUCAAGACUAUUUUUAUGAAAUAAAAUUUUAUUUAAUUUUUUCCAAUUUAAAAAUCUAAUACCUACAAAGGGAUCUUUAUCAUUAGACAUCAGCAAUCUUGUAGUAUGCGCUCUACCAUUUUUACAACUCUACAGCAAUAUUUAGAUAAUAUCUUCUAAGAAGUGGAUGAUGUUACAGUGUUUUGUUGUUAAAAUAAUUAUAAAUAAGUAAUAUAUAAUUAAAAAUGAUUAUAAAUUAUCAAAAUUGUUAUUCAUUAUCAAUUGUUUCAAUUAUCAUUAAUAAUUUUAAAAAAAAUAUUGUAACAUUAUUUUGCAUCAAAAUGUGUUCUUUUGUUAUUGUUGUACAAGCCGAAUCCCUAAGCUCUACCAAGCUAUCUUCUCUAGUUUCUUGCGCCUAAACUCACAGGUUUUUCAUUUUGUAUAAUGAUGUAAAAUUUUUUUGCUAACAUUUGAAACAUGCCGUGCCAUGAAAAUAACAUGUGAACUCAAGUAUUGACUAAGUAUACUAUAAAUAAAUAAUACACUUUACACGAUUUCACAGAUUAAAUGAUAAUAUAAUGGAAAAAGAUUACUAAUUUUUUUUACCAUUAAAUUAGGAUAGAUAAAGAUAUAAAUAACAUGGUAUAGCACAUAGGACAAACAUCUCAUAAUUGCUGAUAGACCGCAGUCUGCGGUAGAGUCUAUACAAAAAAAUAGUCCAGUUGCAAUUGUAUUAGUCAUUUCUCUCCAUUGGAUAACUUUAAUUAAAAAGAAGUUAGUAACAGAUGAUGAUGUAUGAUCAUUUUUUAAAAUACAAAAAAAUAAAACAAUAAUUUAGAAAUAGUAACCAAAUAAAUAUAAUGAUUUAUAUUUUAAAUUAAUUUAAUAUUUAUUAAAGUUUUUUACAUUCACCUUUCCUUCCAGCUGAAUUUUUAAAUGAAUAAUUAUCAUUUUGAAAGAAUUCUGGUCCUUUUUCUAUACAAUAUGAAAUAAAGUCAUCAUCAAAUGAAAUGCUCAGUAGAAUGAAUCUUAGUAAUACAUUUUAUGUAUCACUGUUGAUUGGACAAAUAAAUCCUUUGCAUUAUUAUUUCAGAAUAAUAAAUAAAUAAAAAUAUAAAAAAAUACUAUAAAAAUAAAAUGUAUAAAUAAUGUGUUCAUUUUUACCAUUCAUAUUAUAAGUCGGUCAAAAAUAUUUCUUAUACGUAUAUUACGAAAAAUUCAUACAAAAAAUUGAUUAAUUUUUAGUAACUCUAUUGUCUUUAAUUUAUUUUCUCCUUUUUACAUUUUCGUUACCAUCUAAAUAUUCUUUAUUUACACCUGACAUAAUGUAAAAUCAAUGUAAGUAACGAAAAAUUUGUUGGUACAAACUGAUGUACCGACACAUUUUAUACUGGUUUACUAACACUUAAUACCGGUUAUUACACACUAGUCAUAGAUAUUCGACAAUUGGAAUCGGUGUAUCCACACCAAUGUCCAAAAUAAAUAAUGAAUAUUAUCAAUUAAAUAUUAAUAAAUUAUUUUAUUAUUGCCUAUACUUACCAUUUUGCAAUUAUAAAUACAUAAGUAGUAAUUAGUAAGUAAUUAAAAAAAAUGACAACUAAUCCAUUUAAAAUUAAACUUUUUAAAGAGUUUAUUUUGAAUUAAAAUCGCAGAUACCGAUAUAUUAAUACAUCAAUGUUAAAACUAACAGUACAAAGACAAAUUUGACUCACGUAAACGCAAAUUUGCAAUGUCGUUCAUUUGUAAGAUUUAGCGUCUUAUUUAAACAUUACAAAUUACUUACCUUCAAUAUGGUCAUCCAAAUGGUCCCAAAUUAAUUUGAAUAUUAAUUGUUAUUAAUUAAAUUAUUAUUAUUAUCAUUUAUCUGUUCGUUUGUACUAACGAAUUUCUUGUAAAACACCAAUUACGUAUAAGUAUAAAUUAUUCAAACCGAUUAACGAAUUAUAAAUGUAUAAAACAUUCACAUUAAUAUUCACUGAUUUACUUUAUGAAUAAUAUAACAAUAACAACAACAAUAAUAGCAUGAUAAAAUAUAAUAUAUAAUUAAUAUAAUGUAGUGUAGUCGGUAGGUAUAUGACUAUUAUAAGUGAAUAGGUUACCAUGAUGCUCGCACAAUUUAGUAUAUUUCCCCAAUAAUUAAAUUCAUAAAUAAAGCGAUAACAAAAUAUAACUAUACACACAAAGCUGAGCUAUGGCCCCCCCCUUGCCAUGCUCAGACACCAUUAUCAUUUAUUAUCUAUAUACAUACAUCUCGAUGUCUAUACACAAUCGUUAAAGAUAGAUUCUAUCUAUAACCGCCACAGUCACAAAUUUAAUAGUAAGACGUUUCGUUAACAAUUGAUGAAGACGACUGUUCGAAACAAACUGUUAUUGCGGUUCAUUCCAUAAGAAAUACACAAAUGGAAAAUUGGAAAAUAUGUUCUUCACAAAUAUAUACAUAUAUGCCGAUCAUAAAUAUGAAGCUAAACUAUUUAUUUGUCAAUACUACGACUAUUGGUAUUGACGGAUAUACAAUAUUGUUCUCAACACAAACAAUUGAAUCGCGGACAAGAAUGUAAAAAAAGUGAUGAACUUCGUUUAGAAGUUAAGGGGGAAAACUUAAAAAUGUUAGGGUUUUCCGUUUCGCGUAUUUUCUUAGUUAGAAUUUAACAUUUUCUAUUUUUUUUUCCAAAAUUGUGUUUUGAAAUGCUUAAUCCAUUGGUACAGUCAAAACAUGCCUAUCAUAUUAGGCACUUAAAGAAAAAUAAAAAAAAAUGAAAAAUAGUAAUGUGUCCGUCCUUUUUUUUCCCCGUUACCUAAAUAUUUAUUUAUUUUUAAUAUGUGUAUAAAUAUUUAAUCAAAAAAUUUGUUUUUAUUUCAGGCACCAAUUGAUCCUAUCCAGUCAUUAAACAACUUACAAAGAUUUUUAAAUAAAAACACAGGUGGUCUUAAAGACCCUCAAGCAGCAAUGCAGAUUUCUCAGUAAGAUUAUUAUUAAAUUAAGCAUAAAAUUUCACUAUAAAUAGGAUCAAAAAUAUCUAUUACAUUAUGUUACACAACUUUUUAUAAAUGUGUACAAUUUGUUUUCUAUCAGAAAUAUUACUCCAAUAAAAAAACAACAAGAGACCUUUUGCUGUAUUUUUAAUCUAGUUGGUGAUUAAGACAAUCGGUUUUUGAUGAAGUUUUGUGUAGUUUUCAUAAUAAUUGAGCAAAAUUGAAAAAAAAACCUUAGAAAGAUAGGGUAAAAUUUCAAUUUUAUUUUUCUGUUGUGAUUUAGUUCAAAAUAUUUAUAGAGACCACAUUUUGAUAAAAAACUUUUAUUUGAUUUUUCUAUAUGUUGUAGAAACAUGAGAGAUUUUUUAGCUUUAAAUAAGUAUUUUAUGUUUGCAAGUUGUAUACAUAGUUUUUAUGUGGUAAAUACUUUGUGGAUAUAAUUGUUUGAACAAAUAGAAAUACUUGAAAUUUAAUAAGAUAGAGGUUUAUGAGUUGUACUUUGUGUUAAAAAAAGUGUAAUGUAAUUUUUUUCUUUCAUAAGUUUAUCAUAAAUUUUGAUGGAAAUCAUACAUAUUACAGUUUUUAAAACAUAUAUAACAGAACUUCCCUCAGAAUCAUUUUUCAUUAGCAAUGGUAUGUUUUUGCUUACAGAUAUAAAUUAAAUAACUUUAUGUAUUCUACCUUCUAACUUCUCAUCUACAACAGUGAUACACUUGUAUCCAGUAUCAGUUUUAAAAAAAAUAUUAUGUUUCUUUACAUGUUUUUAAAUUAUUGUAAUAUUAAGUUUUUAUAGAUUGAUUCUCACUAUUAUAGAACUUUUUCAAUAUUUAAAUUAUAUUUUGUAAUUAUGUGUUAUUUUAUUAUAAUAAUUACUUGGCUUGGUUUGUUUUAGAUUAAUGAUAACACAAUUUUCAAACAAAAUUGUUGAGAACACUUUAUGUAUAUUAAUUUUAAAGAAAACUACUCCACAACUAAUAAAAAAGUAAGUAAUAAUUUGAUAUUUCUGUUUGAAAAUAUGCUAUACCUGUAUGUUUUACAAUUUUUGUCUUAAAGUAAUAUACCUAAAAAUGAUAUAAGUUAUGUUUAUGAUUGAUCUAUUAAUCUAUACAAAUAUAUAUAAAAAGAACAUGUACAAUUAGUGAAGUAGGUAGGUAUACUAAAACUUAAUUUAACAACACUUAAAAAAAAAAUAUGUAAGUAUCCCUUUCAUUAGCACUGUCCAUUUCAAUGGACAUGACUUUUUGGUCAUGACUAGAGUGUGGAUCAAUAUUUUAAUUAAAUAAUUGAUUAAAUGAUAACAAUUUAAUAUAAUAAUAAUUUAUUGAGUAUGCAAUUUGAAUUAAUUGUGUAAUAAAAGGGCUAAUUUAAUACAAUAUAAUGUACUGAUUAUAUUACAAUGAUGGUUUAAACCUUAAUUAUUAAUUUCAAAAAGAUUAAAAUAUCAAAAUGUUCAAAAUUAAAAAUUUUGUUGUAUGAUUUUUUAUUAUUCAGAAGAAAUUAAAUUCUAUGAUUUAUUUCUAAUACGUGAUAGUUAAUAGUUAAAUACAUUUCAUUUUUUUUCUAAAAUUCAAAAAAAAACUUAUAUUUUUUAUUUUCUCUAAAAUGUUAAUUCCCAGGUGAGUAAUUAUACAUAUGACUAAACUAUUUUUCAACGAGAGAAAGGUAGUGUAGACUGAGCUACGGAUCGCUGCCGGAAUAAUACACUUGGCCCGAUAGUGGUGGGAGCCUUGCGCGAGGUGAGGCGUGGGGAUGCGUAAGAAUGACUGGUUUUCGUCAAGACUCUCUACCGGUCUUUCGUGAAAAAUAUAGAUUUAAUAAGUUUUUUUUAGUUCUACUCUUUUAUUUUUUAAGUAAAAAAUUAUAUAGGUAGGUACCUAUAUUAUUUUUUUAUUUAAUAUAAUAUUUGGAUUCCAAGGUUGAUAUAUAAAUGUUUUACAGCCAUAUUUCUUACACUUAAGGAUAUUAUAAUUCAGUAAUCUGUUUAUUGUUGUUAAAUUAUAAUAUUUUAGAAAGAUACUGAGAAUUAGUUACAUGUGCUAGAAAUAGAGAACAAAUUUAAUUGAAGCUCUUACAUUUCUAGGGAUUCCAAAAAUAAAUCAACCAUGCCCUAUAGCUGUAGAUUAAGAAUAUUACUAUUAUUAAUAUUUUACAUAAACCUAGCAAAAAAUAAAACAGUAAUGUAAAAAUAAAAUUGUACAUAGGUUAUGUGUGUGAUCGUUUUAAAAUUAACAUAGUUGAUAAGUAAACCACAAAAAAAACCUACUUAAUAGUACAGUUAGUUUUAAUUACAUUUUGUUUAUUCAAAAAUCAUUAAUUAAAACUUAAAAUAAAUGAUAUAAAGUAAAAGGAAUUUAAAAAGUUCUUAUUAAUACUUUAACUUUUCAGAAAUUUGUUAUUUAAUUUAAAUUUUAUAAAUUGUAUUAAAUUAUAUUUUUAAAAAUAUCUUAACAUUAUUUUAUUCUAUAAACAUACUAUUAUAAUUUGACUAUAUUUUCAUACCAUUGUAUUUAUUGUGUUUAGAUAAUAUAUUAGAAUUGACCUCGUAUUAGAUAGAUUGAUCUAUUAAUUACUUUUUCAAAUAAUUUGUUUUACCUAAGGUGGGAGCUAUAGGUCUUUAUUAUUUUUUUUUUUUUAAUAAAGUAUGCUUGUAUAUCACACAGUAUUAAGAAUUAUUAUUUUGGUAAUACCAUGUUAUGACUAAAAAUAAAUUAAAAAUAAUUCAAAUUCAAAUUUAUUAUUUGUUUAAUGAAAUACUAUUUGUUCGUUAUAUUGUGGUAUAUUAGGAAUUAUAGGUAUUAUCGAAAGUAUAUAAAUGCUGUAGUCUAUCAAUUACCAGACUACUCUCUCUACUAUACUAAUUUAAACAUAAACCAAAAUGAUGGUUUUAUGGUUUUCAUUAAUAACUUUAUAACCACCAUUUAUACUUUAAAGUUACAAUCUCAAACAAAAAUUGGUCUAGAAAUCUGAAUUAGAAAAUGGAAUUCAAAUUUUCUAAUUAUGCUAUUUAUAGAUCUUCUAAUAAUAAUGCUAAAUUACUUAAAAAUCUCUAUACAAGAAAAAGUUGAAAUGAAUACUGAUUAUAAAAAUCAUAAUUGGUGAUAUUAAUUUAGACUUACUUUUUACUUUAUUACUUACUAAUAAAUACAUUUCUAAUGUGGCCAAAUUCUGAUAUAUAAAAAGAUUGCUUCAAUUACUUGACUCCCAUCAAAUACUUGCCUUGAUCACAUAUUUUUGAAAAGCAAAAAUCAGUCCAACUAUUUUAACAAAUCACUGCCUAAUAUUUAUAAAUAUUGGAAACUGCAAACUUGAUAAACAAUAGAAAUAAUAAUCCUGAUCCACUAACAACAGGUGCAGUUACUGUUGUAGGAGGGAAGUUGGAAAGGUAGGAUACAGAAGGGAAUUUAAUGUAUAUCUGUAAGCAACAAUAAACAAUUACUGAGUGGAGUUUAGUUGAUAGUAAUGCUUUGUCAACAAUAUAUAUAUAUGUCAUAUUAUGGUAAAAUAAUUACAAAUACAUUAUAUAUUUUCUUUAAUAAUAUUUUGUUUAAUAUUGCUCCUAUCCCUUCCCCGUGGUCUAGAUAAUCAACAAACCUUGAUUAAAAUAUCAGACAAAUUGAUAACAGAUUAGCCUUUUAUAAUAUAAAUGUGUUAAAUAUUAACUAUUUAAAUACUAAUUUAGAAAUUGUGUGCUGUUUGUAUACUUAUUGAACUAAAAUAUUGUUAGUUUACUAUUAAUAGCUGUAUAUUUAUGUACUUAUAAUGGAUUCAGAACUUCUAGGCCCGCAGACGAGUUCUCCCAGUGGGGCCUAGUAUUUCGAAAAAAAAUAAAAAUAAAAAAUAUUUGUUGUCAUGUAAUACAAACAUGGUUUUUUAUUGAUUAUACCUAUUAUUCUAUAUUUAAUUUUCUUAAUCUAUAUUUUGUUUUGUAUGACCUCAAUUUAUAGAUUCAUGAAUGCUGGUGGUUGGAAUUUGACAAAUGAAUGGUUAAAAACCGCUGUUGAAAAUGAAAACAUUACGCUAAUUCAGGAUAUAUUACAAAUUUUUGAUAUUUUCUCUGUGACAGUAUCUACAUUAAAAUCUAAUGAAGGACCAAAAUUGAUCAAUAAAUUAUCCGAAACUCAUAUUGAUGAAGGUAAUUAUUGAAUAGUUUAAAGCUUAAAUACACAUAACAUGGCCUUAUUUUUUUUUUUUAAUUAAAAUAAAAUAAGAUAAUCCUAGCCAUUGCAGGCUAUCUAUAUCUAUAGAUAAGAAAAAAAAAAAAAGGCCUUAUUAAAAUGUUAUAUUUAAUACCUAUUUAAAUUGAAAAAUUGUUUAAUCUUUGUUUUUGUUUAUUAUAAUCUAAAGGCUGAUAAAUAUUGUAGCAAAAUAAUUAAAAACUCCUAACAUUUGAAAAUUGUAGGGUUCUCCUAGGAUUUAACAUUUGUAGAAGGUAUUUUAGUAAUAGUUUUUAAAAUUUAAAUUUCAGAAGUGAAAAUAAUUGCACAACAUUUAGUUGGCAAAUGGUCCAAAUUAGUUAAAGUUGAAGAUUGGGAAACUAUGAUAAGUAGUAAGAAAAGCCAGUUAAAACAAGAAAUGUUGAAAGAAAGAAAAAAAUAUUGUCAGGAAGACAAAAUUAAAGAAGGGAAACAUACUAAUAAUACAGUUUGUAAUCCCUUCUUAAGAAUAAUUGAAGAAAUGGCUGAAUUUAAAUCUAAUACAGAUAAGCAAAUAGAAAAUGAAAACCGAAAUACAUAUAACAAAAGAAAACAAAAUGCAUCAACAUUUCAAAGUACUAUUUUAAUAGAACAAGCGCCGCUAUCAUCACUUUGUACUGGAUCCAGAGUACAAUCUAACAAGACUAAGAAUUGUACACCUUCAUCCUCACUAAAUAAUUUAAAAAGAAGUUUACCAUCACCAUUAGAUUCUCCAAAUAAAAAGAAAGUUAAGAUAGCUUCUCUAGACUGGGAAACACAAUCAAGUAAGAUUUUAAAUUUGGAUUUAUAAUUUCAAUUUUUUAUUUAUUUUCUUUAAGUUAUCACAUUAUUAGUGUAAUGAAUGAAUCUAGAAUUACAUACAUUAAUAUAAUAUAAAAUAAUUGUAACACUAAGUUAUCACAUAAAGAAAUACUAGAUAAUUAAUAGAACUAAUUUCUUUUUUAAUUUCAUUUAGGAAAUUUAGGAAAAUUAAAUUAAUUACUUUUGUUAAUAUAUUUUGUUUUAGUAUAGCUAAACAUUAAUUUCUUUUAAUAAUUAUCAUAUAUUCAAUCACAACAAAAACACUUCAUUAUAACUCUGUGUAAAAAAAAUUAAAUCUUUAAAAGAUGCGAUACAAUAUGGAAACUAAGUAAAAUGUCAUUUUAUAAUAUUACAAAUACUUAUGAGGACAAAUAAGAUAAUUAUAAAGUUAAAUAGGUACUUAGUCAUAUUGUUUAACUACUUGGUAGGACGUGUAAGGAUACUUAGAUAAAUACAAAUAAUUAACCAUCAUAGUAAAUAAAUUAAAAGGUAAUUUAUACAAAAUAUGUUGGCCUCACAGCUAAGUAAUUGCUAUUUAAACUUUUUAAUAACAUUAGAUAUACACUAAAACUUCCAAAAAUAUGGAAAAAUUCUUAAGUGGUCAAUCAUUGAUAAAAUGGCUCAAGUUGAUAAACAAACAAUCAAAUAUCAACUGUAGUUAAAUAUCAUGAAUUUAAGUUUGUUCUUCCUUUCUUAUAUCUGUAUUCCUUUAUUCGAUAUAUGAUAUUCCAUUUGUUUGUGUCAAUUCUAAUUAUUACAUAUAAUGUCUUAUUCGUGCAUAAUUUUAAAUUGUGACAACAAAUCCAAAGCUGGCAAUAAGACACAUUUUUUUACGCAAGUGUAAUUAUUUAUGGAUGAUAAUAUAUUUUGAAUAUAUAUAUAUGGGUUUACUUACUGUAAAUUUUAGUUAUGAUUUUAAAAUAUUUAUUAGAAAACAAAUUUAGUAACACGUACCAUAUUAGGUAAUAUGAAAAUGCGACCAGUGGUUAAUAUUAUGGGUGUACAUUUUAUUUAUUAAUGACAUUCCGUGUGUUCCUAAAUUAUUCUGCUAAUUCAGCAGAUUGAUAGAGUUUAGGAACACUUUUGGUUAUUCAUUUGGAGCAUUUUGUUAAUACCAUUAUUUAAUGUUACCAAUAGGCCAUACUCACCAUUAGUUUAUUAUUAUAAUUUUUCAUUAUUUUCAUCGAGACUAUAAGUAUAAACUAUGAAACAUUUAAUUGAAAAUUACAAUAAAAUAUAAUAUAGGUAUACAUACUAGACUUAAAUGAUAUACAAAUCAUCAUCUAAAUGUUAUAUAAAAAGUAUUUCCAGCACACAAAAAACGUAUGUCCAUUGUAUUAUAAUUGUCGAGUGUUGGAAUUGUAAUUUGGAAACACAUUAGCACAUUAGACAACAAAUUUUAACGCAAAACAAAUUUUUUAGCAGUAACGAGGCUAAAGGUUUUUGGUUGGGGAGACACUGAAAAAAAUGGCACUUAUACGCCUAGACUUCCCCUUUUUUAUUUUAUCUAACAGUAUGAAUUAAAUGUUCAAAAAUUAAAAUCAAAAUAUAUCAUUAUUUAAAUUAUUAUUAUAUUAUUAUUAUUAUUUUUAUAACAUUAUAUUUAAAAACGUUACAACUUCCUUAAAAUGAUAAUUUAAUAUAAUAACAAAUCACAAAUGUAUUAUAAUUUAAAACCAACAAAAUAAAAUAUUAUAUAAUAUACUGUAUAUAUGCAACUCGCAUUAAGAUGACGUUUAAAAACAAAUUUACAUUAAUUUAUACGUUAAAUCUAUUUUUCUUUUUUUUGUCUUAGAAAGUAAGUCGAUAACAUUGUCAAUAAAUAUUGGGUCAGUGGCUAAUUCGCUCAACAUUUAAUUAAAAACACUCAAACACGUAUGACGUAGGUACCUAUCACGACGGCGACGUCGAUAAUAAAUAUCGAGUACUGAGGUAAUUACGAACGGCGAAACGCGUCUCAUGGCGUAAAUAAUAAACGCCACUCAGAUUAAAAUUCCCCCUGUACCCGCGCGCCCGUAUUUGUGAGACGAUGCGUGGCGACGUCUAUUAGAUUUAAUACCAUAUUUGGAAUGACCCGUAUCGCCAGCUCGUAUGCACGGCCGUAUCGCGCGCAUCUAAUCUAUUUUAAGAAUUCUAUAACUGUACAACGCGAAACCGAUUUAAACAAAACAAAUAUUGAAACAUACAUCAUAUUAUAUUCAUAUUUAUGAUAUAAAAUAUAAAUAUUAAAUUAAAAUUUGUAAAUAUUUUAUAAAACAAAAUAAUUAUUUAUUUGUUCCGUGUUCUAAUUUCUAAGUGGGGAGACGUUGUCUCUUUGUCUCCUAUGACGCUUCGCCACUAUUUAGUAAAUUAAUUUUAAUUUUGGCACAUAAAAUGUUUAUCAAAUCUAUCUGGUUAAACGCUAUUCCAUCCAUAAAGUAUCAGAUUGCUGAUAAAGCAAUCUAAAUGAUCACUUCCCCUCUAACGUAUUGGUCAGCAGCUGAGUUUAGGAACAGUUAAAUCUAGCGACUAAUCAAUCUGUUGAAUUUAGGAAUAUACGGAUUGUUGUUUGAUAUGUUAUGUGAUAAUAAGCGUUGUGAUAACAUCCUCCCUCAACUUUAAGUUAUCUUGGUGCCACCUGAGUAUACACGCACAUGUCAAUUUAGUGAUAUAUAAUAGUAUUCAUUUUAUUAAAUAAAAAUAUUAUAUUAAUUAGUUAUGAAUUAUAAACAACGAGUUUAAUAAAUGUAACACUCUUUCUCCGAUAUUAAAAUAAAAGUAAACGUUUCUUUGUAAUUUUCAGUCGAUAAUCAUAGUCUAUAAAUAAAUAACUUAGAUAAUUACUAUUAAGCCAGUAAAUUUGGUAAUAAUACAGUCGUAAAAUAUAAGAACGAAAUUGGUAGUGAAGUCGAAACGUAUGAAGGUACGGUUUCCAAGACGCGGCGGCCGAUCACCGCGGCUUUUCCAUGAACAGUGUUUAUACACGUAGUGCCUAUAGACUAGUUUCCAAUGCGCAGCUGCGGCUCGCGACUGAACUAGAACCGCCGCGGCCGGCGACUCUAGUCGAAAAUCGUGUUUUUGUUAAAACUUUUGCAGUCGCUGAUAGUAGUAUAUAGACAUAUAGUAUAUACUACCAUAAUUUAACUAAUAUUCUAGUAUUGAACUAUAAUAUAGGGUGGCUAUUCGUCCCGGAUUUUCCCGGACGUUAUCGAUUUAGAAACCCAUGUCCCGGCGUUCCGACAUCGUUUUGUACCGGUUUUUUACUUUUGCAUAGUAAUGUCCUAGAUUUUAAAAUUGUUAUUUGUUUCCAUAAUAUUCUUAUACCUACUAUACUUAUUUGGUUAUCGAUUUUAUUUUGAACAAAACCUAAUCACAAAUAUGAAAUAUUUAAUACUUUAACAAUAUUCGAUGACGAACGAUAAUCGCUUUCUAAAUUUAACCAAACUACUUUAUCUUUUGCCCAUAUUUUCAGUAAGAAAACACUGUUAUGACAAAGAUUGCAAAAGGUUAUAUAUUAUAUAAUAUUAUAUACUUUAAAUCAGUACACAUUUAUUUGCUGAUGAGACACGAUUGUAAAAUGUAUUAAUAUUUUGGUACGUAUUUAGUGUCGUAAUUUUACAUAGUUCUUUCGUUUACGUAGUGAUUAUGCCGCUUAAAAAACUGUGUCAUUUUUAAUGAUAAGUUAUAAAAUGAUUUUCCAUUUAUUAAAAAAGUUAAACCUUCUGACGAUUUCAAUGUACAGUGUGCAACUUGCCAUGGAACAUCUUCACUAAGUCAUGGUGGAUCAUCUCAAAACGCAAAAACAUGAAAUAGUAACCAUUUCAAUCCAGUAAAGUUUCCAAUUAUUUUUCUGCUUUAGUUCCUACUAAAUAUGAUUAUUUGUUAAUUGUCCGCGAACCUACUUUUGUGUAUCAUACCGUAAUUCAUAAUCAAAGUUUUCGUUCAAUGUCUUGCGCAUUAGAAUUGAUUAGUCAAUGUUUAAAUGACAAACCUUUCAUUUGUGCAAAAACAAAAACUAGGGAAAUAACUAUCUGAUAACAAAAACUUGUUGGCUUGUGUUGUUUAGAAUUUUAUAGUGAAAUUAUUAAAAAUCUUACUUUACUAAAGAAAGUUCACUUCACUGAAAAAUACAGUGUCCAAGGACGAUAAAAAUAUUAAAUUUGAAAAAUUAUAUAUAUUUGUAUAAUGUAAAAUUAUCUUAAUAUGUAUAUUUUAUUACAAUAGUAUCAUAUUAAAUAUUAAUACCUAAUUAGUGUGUAAUGUCUAUUGCUUUAUAUACUUAAUAUACUUUAUAAAGCAUUUAAUACUUUUUUUAUGAGAACAAUUUAAUUUUAAUGUUCUGGAUUACUUAAAAUUUAAUCUGGCCACCCUAGACUAUAAUAUAUUUAUAUUAAUAUGUGUUAAAAUUAAAUAUUCAAUUUUCUCUAUGAAUUUACCAAACCAAUGUUUAUUUUAAUCUUAAUGUAUCAUAUUUUUAUUUGUUAAUUAUUAGGUGUAUCAAUCUACUCAAGACUUUCUUAAAAUUCAUUUACGAUUUUUUACUUUUUUAUAGCCACAAUUGAAGAAAGAGAUAUAUUUUUGAAUGCCAUGUCAAAUGUUUUGAAAUCUGCUCCGAAAGUCAUUAAAAAGCAAGAACCUGAGUCAGAAACUGUUAAAAAAGUUACAAAGCAUACAUUUCCGGUAUCAACAAUGUCGACACCUCAAUUGACUACAAAGACUAAACUACCAUCACCACUACGAUCUCUAGUUUCAUCAUCAACAUUGAUCAUGGACUGUGAUUCUUCUAUACCCAACAGAAAUGUUGAUGAGCAACAAGAAGAACCAAUGAUUGAAAGUUCACCUACAUUAGAAGUACUUACAUUUUAUACAUUAAUAAUCUCAAAUAAUAAUUUUUUUAGUUCUUUAAGUUAUUCAACAUUUCUUGUUGUAUUAUUAUUAUUGAACAGUUUCAGGAAAACGACGUAUUUGAUGAGUUGGAUAAACUUCUUUGUAGUAUUGCAGAAGAAGAAAAUAUGAAAAAUGCCCGUUGUAAGUAUAGAAUCCUUGGGAUAUUAUAACAUGAAUAUCAUAUACUUGUACUAAAGUUUAACAUGUUUAUGAUUAAAAUGUAUUUAUAAAUAUUUGCAAUGUACCUAUAUGUAAAUUAUUAUAAAGGAAUGUAUUUUAAUAUUAUUUAAUUGCUGUCAAAUCACCUAAAAAUGAUAAUGAUGAUAAGAAAAUUGGCUUAAAAAAUGUGCUGUAAAGUGUAGGUAUGUUCAAAAAGAAUCAUUACAGAAAACUGUUUCUUGGAAACAAGUAACAGAUUUGGUACACAUAUCUUAUUAUAAACACAAUGAAAUUGAAAGGUGUAUAUUAUUAAAAUAUAUCAUAUUAGGUUCAAUUUAGAUGGACCACUUAAGAACCACAUAAAGUUAGUCAUUCUUUAGUAUAUUAAUAACAUAUAAAAUAAUCUGAAAAACUUAAUCUAACUUAGCCGGGCCACUUCUGAUAACAGUAUUAACAGGAUAUUGCCCACAAAAUUGUGUCAAGUGUAACUUUAACAUACACAAUACACUAGAACACACCAACCACUUACCAUUAGCAUGCAAUUAUUAUCUUAUCUUCUAGAAAAGGUAAAUAAAAAUGUAUUAUCAGUAUAUGUAUAGAUAUAAAACCUAAGUUACUCACACUGUAUAUACUGGGUGUUCAAGAAAAUAUUGACCAACUCUAAGGUUAGGUUUAUCAAAUUUUGAUAUUUUUUUUUCUGAUAUCAAAAAUUUUGAUUUACUGGAUUUAUUUGUAAAAUAUCUCCUUUCCCCUCCCAAAAAAACCCCUCAAUUGCAUGUAAAAUUUGUUUACAAUAAAAAGGCUCAUUCAAUUUUUUUCUUAUAAUAAACUUAUUUUGAAAUUAACAAAUUUCCUUUUACAAAAUAAAAUAAAAUAAGUUUUAACUAUAAUCAUUUUUUGUAUUUGGGUGCUAUUAUCUGGGACUAAUGAACUUUAUAAAAUGUUUACUUCAAAACUAAUACUAUAUUAUUUAGAAAAUAUAAUAUAAAUUAAUAAAUGUUAUUUUCAGUUCCUGCUGAUAGUAUGAAACCCCAGAUUGCUUGGCGUAAUCUAGAUGAUAGCUUGUUAGUUGAAAUCCCCGAAAAGCCGUAUGGUGAAGAAAUAAUACCAGGUAGUGGAAGUAAAGAAAAAAAGAAGUAUGAAGAAAUGCAUCCACCUAUGGUGAAUUUUUCGAAAUCUUAUAAUUUCGCUAGAUAUUUGUAAGUGUGCACAUUAAUUAUUAAUAUUAAUUAUGUGCAUCUCGUGUGUUUUAAUGACAUUAUUAUUAUUUUUAUUGUACAGGAUAUAUGAUACCCCCGAAGAACCCAAUCAAAUGGAAGUAGUUCCUUACUUUGAACCUUUGAACAUACCACUAAAAGACAUGUCAGGGGACAAACCUACCACAUAUUGUUAUGAUGAUAUUCCGUGGCCAGAUCCCAAGGGUGAGCAGCCACCUCCCAUAGAAUUCACAUACCAAUAUAAUAAUAUAGUACUGAUGCAGCAACAAAUGCUCUUAAGAUAUUAUGGCAACCAAAUGAAUUCAGUUUUGUCUACCUAUAACGAUAUGACAAGAAUGGUAUUACCAGUAAAUAAAAUGUCUCCUAAUCUGAUGAUAAAAAACAAUCAAAUGCUUAUGGGUGAACAGAUAUAUGGAUACCAUCCAUCAUCACAACCACCACUACCACUACUACCACCACCACUACCACCACCACUACCACCACUACCACCACCACUACCACCACCACUACCACCACUACCACCACUACCACCAAUAAUAUCGCUACCACCACUACCACCACCAUCACCAUCACCACCACCAUCACCAUCAACAUCAACAUCAACAUCAACAUCACCAUCAUCACCACCAUCACCACCAUCACCUUCAUCAACAUCAACAUCGUUACCACAACAACAGCAAAGUCAAUUAAAACUGACAACCAACAACAGACCAUAUGUGGAAAGAGAUGGUCCUAAUUAUAGAUAUGGUAAAAAUUAUGACUCUUAUCAAAAGAAACCAGAAAGAUUUCCAUAUGAUAACAGAGAUGGUCUAUCCAGCCACAGAGAUGGUCUAUCCAGCCACAGAGAUGAUGAUGAUAGCUAUGGUUAUUAUCGGGGAAAAAUGGAGCAGAGAUAUAAAUAUGGUAACAGGGAUGAUCUAUCCAGCCAUAGAGCUGGUAAUAGAAGUUACUAUUAUAGAGAGAAAAUGGAGCAGAAAUAUCAAUAUAGUCAGAGGGAUCAUCCAUUCAGCUACAGAGGUGGUAAUAAUUAUGGCUCCAAUCAUGGGUAUUCUAAAUAUCAACAAGAUAACAAGGAUAAGUCUGUCAGUGGUGAACUCAGAAAUAGAAGAGUGAGAAUACUAUGCAAAUUCUAUGCAAAAGGUAACUGUAGAAAUUAUAAUUGUGCAUUUUUACAUGAAAUAUAAAUGUGUUAUUAAAUACUUAAAUGCAAAG